Messenger RNA from Morone saxatilis (striped sea-bass), 2339 nucleotides. RefSeq names its product major facilitator superfamily domain containing 9 (gene slc67a2). The coding region runs from base 233 to 1654 and encodes 473 amino acids. Gene Ontology annotation, biological process: transmembrane transport. NCBI's taxonomy places the organism in Eukaryota, Metazoa, Chordata, Actinopteri, Moronidae. The record is from RefSeq and is a predicted model, not a curated record. The transcript is spliced from 6 exons. Gene Ontology annotation, molecular function: transmembrane transporter activity.
UCAACCGCGACUCGAACAGUCAGCUUCAUCGGAGGCCGUACACCGACCGCUGGUCUUAACAAUUCAGCUCCUUUCAUACAUGUCGCAUUUGUGCGGAAGGUUUAAAGCGAGCAGUUUAUCUCCCCCCCUGUGAGUCGGAGCUCCGCCAGGACGCGUUUUCUGUUUGGAUCAUUUACAGUAGAGCGGAUGAGCGCUUCCGCCUUGGCUAUAGCCGUGCUGUCACAGCGGGAGGAUGAACAACCAGAGAUGUAGCACUUUAUUUCAGAAACCAAGAGGACGGACGAGCAUUAUUCAAUGUAUCUAUGUGGUGGGCUUCAUGGACUUGUUUGGGGUGAGCAUGAUCAUCCCGCUGCUGAGCCAUCAUGUGAAAGCUCUUGGAGCAAGUCCCACUGUGGCUGGGAUCGUAGGGUCGACAUAUGGGAUCUUACAGCUCUUCUCAAGCACAAUAGUUGGCAGCUGGAGUGAUGUGGUGGGACGGCGGUACUCUCUGCUGACCUGUCUGCUGCUGAGUGCUAUAGGCUACGGCCUGCUCGGGAUGUCCACCAGCAUCGCUUUGUUUGUCCUCGCACGGAUACCUGUCGGGCUGUUCAAGCACUCCCUGUCCAUCUGCAGAGCCCUGCUGUCUGACCUGGUGUCUGAGUCAGAGCGCCCUCUGGUGAUGGGACACUUCAAUGCAGCCUCCAGUGUUGGCUUCAUCCUGGGUCCGGUGGUGGGUGGCUACCUCACGGAGCAUGAAGGUGGCUUUUAUACCUCCUCUUUUACCUGUGCAGCCAUCUUCAUUAUUAAUGCAGGGCUGGUAUGGAUGCUACCAUGGAGCGAGACGCUAAUUCACCGUAAUGAAACUAACGCCAGCAACAACGCAAGUAAAGGUUGUCAUGAUAACAACUGCAGUAAGUCUGUUCUCAAUGGCUCUCAUGCAAAUAGUCACCACCCAGUGUUGGCUGCAGAGAAUGAUCCAGGCUCCAGAGCGGCAGGGAGUCACCGAGGUGGUCUCAGGUGGAGGGAGUUCUCUCUGCUCCAGCCUGCCUGGAGACAGCUGUCUUCAGUGGGCUCCAAGAUCCACAUGGUGGCCUCUUCUGACAUGUGGGACCUCUUCCUGGUGCGUCUUCUGAUGGCCAUAGCUAUCAUGCUUUACUACAGUAACUUCUCUCUGGCAAUGGAGGAGCGUUUCUCACUUAAACCAAAGGUGACAGGUUAUCUGAUCAGCUAUAGCAGCACCUUAGGGGCCCUUGCUGGGUUCUUGGUGGGGCCGGUCACCCAGCUGUAUGGGAAUAAUAUGCCUGCUCUGCUCCUUCACUCCACAGUUCUCACCUGUUCACUAAUUUUACUCUAUGCUGCCGCGCCCAGUGUGUGGCAGGUGCUGCUCACCUCCACCUUCUUUGCCAUUUCCACCACUAUUGGACGGACAUGCAUCACAGAUCUGGAGCUGCAGAGAGGAGGGGUCCAGGCCAGUGGGACUCUGAUUGGAGCCGGGCAGUCAGUCACAGCUGUUGGUCGAGUCCUGGCCCCUCUUCUCUCUGGUCUGGCCCAGGAGUUCAGCCCUUGUGGUCCCCCCAGUCUGGGAGUGAUCCUUGCUCUUGCGGCUGUAGGUUUACUGCUCAUCAGGAUCCCCAAAUGGGACGGGAGAGGGAUGACAAAAACAGCCAAACUCUGAGUAACUGGAUGAAUUUAGAAUUUAUGAAAAUCAAUGCAAAUCUACCACACAGAGACGUGCUCUUAUUUGUUGGCCAGCUGUGAUGAUGUCCAGCAGACUCAUAGUGGGAGCGAUGUUUCCUGCUCAAAAUGCCAAAUGUGUCCGCAGAUGUGACUGCACCACAGGGUCAAAAUGGCUCGUCACCACCAGCACUGCAGUCCUUCUCUCAGGAAGCAUCAAGCGCAGCAUCGAGUGUGAAGUAAGGGCUGGGAAGUUUCAUCUGCUUCCCCCUGCGCUGAAGUUUAAUCGUACAGAAACAUGUGGGCCUUGUUUUGGCACAUACUACUUGGGAAAGCUUUGCUGGAAACAAUUCACACUUUAAUGUUAUUUUCUAACCACUGCAUUGUCCAGAGUCAGCCUGGUGAUGAUAAUGAUGUUGAUGAUGAUGUUCACUACAAGUCAAAAUCACUUUUACUGCUUUAUCAAAAUACAAUAACAAGAUGAUCCUCCUUUUACAUUCCAGGCAGUUAUGCUUCAGACAUUCAUAAAUGAGCUAUAGUUGCUGUGGGGAAAUCACGCUACCUGACUGUCCCAAAGUAGAUCAGACUGUUAAGUAAUAAUAAUAAUAAUUAACACUUUUUACCUCAAAGCCAGUUGUUUCACCUAAUGCACUGCAUCGGAAAUUCUUCCUUCCGCGUUAUAUGAG